Molecule: messenger RNA, 3779 nt
Organism: Daphnia pulex (common water flea)
Lineage: Eukaryota; Metazoa; Arthropoda; Branchiopoda; Diplostraca; Daphniidae
Product: UDP-N-acetylglucosamine transporter-like
Exons: 9
Coding region: 221-898 (225 amino acids)
Biological process (GO): pyrimidine nucleotide-sugar transmembrane transport
Cellular component (GO): Golgi membrane
Molecular function (GO): UDP-galactose transmembrane transporter activity
Source: RefSeq, a predicted model, not a curated record
ACAAAGGACGUCUGCAGUGCAGUUUUCAUACGAAAGAGAAUCUGUUUUUUUCUGUAGAGUGUAGAGUUGUAUACGUCACCUUUUUCUUCUGUCGAGAUGAAGCAAUAAACUUCAACAAUUCUGCUACAAUUUUCUGCACCUUUGCUCUAAAGAUAGAAUUAACUUGAAAACUACUUUUUGUGUUUCUGAACAGUCAAAUAGAUAGGAAAAAGAAACAGCAAUGGAGCAGAAAAAUUCAGAAAAGAUGAAGUACAUCAGCCUUGUUACCCUGACUGUCCAAAACGCAGCUCUUGGGUUGAGUAUGCGGUAUGCCAGAACCCGUGUAGGAGAUAUGUUCCUCUCAUCAACAGCUGUCCUGAUGUCAGAGCUUGUAAAGUUGAUAUCCUGCCUUUGGCUAGUUUACCAUGAGGAAGGAAACUCAAUUUCAAAGCUCAAAGAAGCGGUGCACACCCAAAUCAUCAAGCAGCCUCUUGAUACAUUGAAAGUAUGUGUGCCAUCAAUGGUGUAUGUUGUUCAAAACAACUUGUUGUAUGUUGCUGCUUCUCAUCUUGAUGCUGCUACUUAUCAGGUGACCUAUCAGCUCAAAAUUCUUACCACUGCCCUCUUUACGGUUGCUAUAUUGAAGAGGCAGUUGAUAGCUACUCAGUGGACAGCGUUGGUUGUAUUGCUUGUCGGUGUCGCCAUGGUUCAACUGGCUCAGACUGAGCCGGAGAAAACGGACAAAACAGCCUCCUCUGGUCCUGAACAGCAUCGUUGGGUUGGCUUUGGUGCUGCUUUAGCUGCUUGUGUUCUGUCUGGAUUUGCGGGAAUGUAUUUCGAAAAAAUUCUCAAGGGAUCUAACGUCUCGGUGUGGAUGCGAAAUAUCCAGCUGAGGAUCUGGCUGAAGUUCACUGAUUGAUUGAUGGUUGAUGGACAUUUUUACAGACUUGAUCGACGCCAUCGCACGUUGUCUAGCACUUUCUAUGCCAGGAUGGCCAGCACAACACGAGGGGCAACCUGGAGCUGUACCAUCAGAGUUACUUGCGGGUCAGCGUCCUCUUCGCCUUUAUCACCAAUUUCCUAGAGUUCUACAUCGAGCUGGACGGCAACAACCAGGACGUCGAGUGCCUGCGGCUCCUGAACAAGAUCAUCGCCGACUUUGACGAGCUGCAGGGCGAGGAGCGAUUUCGCUCGGUUGACAACAUCAAAACGGUCGGCUCGACUUAAAUGGCUACCGUCGGUCUGAUGCCGGACAUGCGGAUCGACCAGGUAGAGACGGACGCCAACGUGACGGCCUCCUUCUAGCUGGCCAGAGUGGCCACCCUGGUAGGAUUCGUUUUCGUCAAGAAGGAGAAGCUGCUCUGCAUCAACGAGAACUCGUACAACAACUUCACCCUCAGUGUGGGCAUGAACAUCGGGCUGGUGGUGGCCGGCGUCAUUGGCACCCGCAAUCCGCAGUACUACAUCUGGGGCAACGCCAUCAACGUGACCAGUUGCAUGGAUUCCACCGCAUUGCCCAACCACACUCAGGUGACGGAAGAAGUGUGUCAAGUGCUGAGGCACCAGCGGUACGAGCUCCAGUGCCGUGGGCGGGGCAAAGUCAAGGGCAAAGGCGAGUUGACGAUGAUGACCUACUUCCUGCGGACAGCAAGCAGCCGGCCACUGUCCUGGUGGACGACAUCGCCAUGAUGACGAUGAAGCAGCCUAACCACCACAACAACUCGAAUCUCAUGGCUGCCAUGUAUAUGGCGGCGUCAUUACGCCUCUGGCCGUGGUCCACCAGCAGAUCCGCCAUCAGAAUCACCAGCAGCAAAUGGUUGGCGGGCCGCUGGUCCAGCUCAGACCGGUUGGCAGGAGCAACAGCGGCGAAAGCGGCAGCCGGGACAGGCGCAGUCCCAUGCACGACGCCCUCCACCCGAAAUUCCAUCCGCUCUUGGAAGAGAUAAUGGCCCCGCCUCUGAUUCCGCCACCUCCACCCAUUUUCACCUACCACGAAGUUCCUCGUUUCAUCAAGAAUCCUUACAUGCAGCAGUUGUGACAACAACAGCAGCAGCCGCCGGUCAUCAUUCCCAACAGCAUCCAGCCCAAUCCGCCGGUGCCUCGGCACAGCAGCACUCCGCCGUGCAGCAACGGCCGCGUCCACCACCACCAGCAACAACAACAACAACAGCAGCAAGCGCCACCCUUGUUUCAGCAGCAACAGCAACUGCAGAAUCUCAGUCCCAUCCGGAGUUGUUCAGAAACGGAAAGCGGAUCAUCUCUGGGCAUAGGUCUCUCCAUGCAGGGUCUCUCGUCAGGAAGUUGAUGGCUGGUUCGAUCCAACUGCAGAAAUCGCCCAGCGCUCCGCCACUCAAGAGGCAGCACCACGGAAGCGGUUGUGAUCAACAUUCCGGAAUUACGGGCCGUCCGGCUUUCGAAUUUUCGGCGCCUCCGUCACCCCCUCCGCACGGCACUUCGUCUGCGGGCAGCAGCGGGCGAGCCAUGGGCCUCAACCUGCGCCACCGGUCGGAUGAGGGUCUGUCCGGAAUCGGUUCGUCGAUGUGGCUUAUUUGACGCAAAUGCAUUCGUCGGCGGAUGACGUCAGCUCGGCUAACCGGAGUGAGCGAAGUGAGAGCGAGACGGAGAACAGCUGGUCCGACGAAAGUUACACCAAGACGGAAGCGGAAGUCGACCUGGACAGUACCGGAACGUCGCCCAAUUUCCGAAUUCCGUCACUCCUGCUGCUCAGCCUGGACAUAGAAAAGGCCUGGUCUCACAUGAACGCCACGGACGCAAUUCACGGACACCGGCCCGAAGUGGUGGCCCUAUCAACGCCCUCUAAGCCGACGGCCGGCAUGGCUUCCGCCGCAUCGACGACGGAAGCAAUUGAACUCUGAGCAGCUGCCGAUCCAUGAAGUCGGGGACCACUGUCGCCGAUUCCGACAUCAAGACCGAGCCUUGCUUGGCGGAAUCCUGCGCCAGUUUCGAGUUCGUCAACGGUGUCGACGAUGUAAGGCUGGAAAACUUCAACCUGGAACAGCGUACAAGUUCCGAGUAGCUGGUGUCAACUCGUGUGGACGAGGCUUGUGGAGUGAAGUUUCCGCUUUCAAAACAUGUCUCCCUGGAUUCCCUGGUGCUCCGUCAGCAAUAAAGAUUUCCAAAUAACCCGAAGGUGCACACCUGUCUUGGGAGCCACCUCAGAGUACGGCUGGAGAGGUAACAGAAUAUUCAGUCUAUUUGGCUGUCAAAGGAACUUCAGCUCAGUCUGUGAGCGGGCCUUCUCAGUUGGCAUUUGUUCGCGUCCAUUGCGGCCCUUCCUCGCAGUGUACCGUACCGAAUGCGUCGUUGUCGUCUGCCCACAUUGACACGACGACUAAACCAGCCAUUAUUUUCCGCAUUGCAGCCCGGAAUGAAAAGGGUUACGGACCGGCCACACAAGUCAAGUCAAGGAAUGGGAGGAUUGGGAGGGAGGAGGGCGUAAGAAAAAAAUGGGGACCCACGUUUCCUCUUUUCCCCCAUUCGUCCCAUUCUCCCUCUUCUCCCCGUUCUCGCGCUACCAAGAAACGGCGCCAUGCUGCGUUGCCAGAUCAGUCGGCUAAAGAAAACAUUCCCGAAAGAGCCAUAUACAGCUUAUAGACAUGUAGAUCUUAUGAUCAUUAAGAUAAUUUACUGAUAGAAAAAGAUGCUACAAUAGGUUUUGUAGUCUCUAGUAGGGUGUUAUCAAGGGUGUAGCAAUCUGAUAAUUAGAAAUUUGAUAGGUUAGAAAUAAAAGUCCAGGCUAUUAAUUGUAAAAUAAAAUAUACAGAGAAAAUUAACCGAAA